Molecule: messenger RNA, 525 nt
Organism: Rotaria socialis
Lineage: Eukaryota; Metazoa; Rotifera; Eurotatoria; Philodinida; Philodinidae
Source: the annotation of a GenBank genome assembly
AUGCCUUACGAUCGUCUUGUUCAAGUAGGCCGUGUUGCCUACGUUGCUUUUGGUCCCGAAACAGGCAAAAUAUGUUGUAUCACAAAUAUUAUCGAUCAGACUCGUGUUCUCAUCGAUGGCCCAUCAUCACAUGUUGCUCGUCAAGCAAUAAAUAUUAAAGCUUUACAUUUAACUAAAUAUGUUCUUAAGCUUUUACCUGGAGCUCGUUCGAAAACAGUUAAAGCUCUUUGGGACAAACAUGAAAUCAACCAGAAAUGGCAAUCAUCACGUUGGUGUAAAAAAAUACAAGCUAAACAUUUACGUGCAAACAUGACUGAUUUUGAUCGAUUCAAAUUAUUAAAAGCUAAACAAGCAUAUAAUCGUAUUGUAGGUCAUGAAUACAAUCGUUUAAAGAAGAAAAACAUCACCAAAUUGGCUGCUAAAACAAAGAAGAGCAAACCUCGUAAAUUUGUUGCCAAAUCACAACGUAUUGCAAAUAAAUUUAAGAUUUUUGCUGCAACAGCACCAGCUGCCAAAAAGAAAUAA